This is a messenger RNA of Rhinichthys klamathensis goyatoka, 687 nucleotides long. RefSeq lists its product as uncharacterized. Lineage: Eukaryota; Metazoa; Chordata; Actinopteri; Cypriniformes; Leuciscidae. Bases 1 to 687 code for a protein of 228 amino acids. The record is from RefSeq and is a predicted model, not a curated record. The transcript has 2 exons.
AUGGAUGGACUUGCAAGGUGGAAUGAGGACCGGGCUGUGGUAGCAACAACUGAUGAGCAGCAGCCCCAUUCCUACAAUCAUCUUCAUGCUGUCAAUACUCUUGCAGAGGAGGUUAUGGGCAAGAAAAUCAUCCCUUAUGUUGGGCCAAGAAAGUACACUGGUGAGCUUAUUGGAGUGGAAUACCUUUACCAGCAAACUGGUAAAGUUCUGCAGGACUACAAGUUGGCCAUUGAAGAGUCCGAGACCACUGAGGUUGGUAUAGAAGUGGAUGAAGGUUAUGCUGAACUUGAGGAGUUUCAGGACAUCACUGUCCCCACCUUUGACACAGAACGGACACCUGUUGCCUCUUCACAAGCAUCAGUGUCUGCAGCAUCAUCUCCAACCCCUCCUGUCACCAGCUCCAUUUCAUCAUUGUCUGUGGUUCCUCCAUCACCAGUGACAUCUCCUGUCACCAGCUCCAUUUCAUCAUUGUCUGUGGUUCCUCCAUCACCAGUGACAUCUCCUGUCAACAGCUCCAUUUCAUCAUUGUCUGUGGUUCCUCCAUCACCAGUGACAUCUGUCACCUGCUCCAUUUCAUCAUUGUCUGUGGCCCCUCCGUCUCCUGUCACCAGCCCACUGCACAGUCAUUCAAAGCCAGGACUCUUUCCUGGAGCACAUAGCUGUGAGUUUACCAAAGUAUCUAUAUAG